AUGGUCUCCACCCACAGUCUCCACCCACAGUCUCCAACCAUGGUCUCCACCCAUGGGUCGCAACAAGGGGCCCCGGCUCUUCCAGCUCCGCCGACCAGACUGCAGGGGUCAGGGGGGCCUCUUCCCGCACACAGCCCUCGUGCCAUUGAGCAAGGCGGGCUGCCAGGGGUAGCUCCGCCCCCUCCCGCUCCGGCAGCAGAAGCUCUUCCUGAAGCUGGGCUGAUAGACCUGGUCUGGUCUCACCCCCUCCUCACCCCCACCUCACCCCCUCCUCACCCUCAUCUAACCCCAUCUCACCCCUCAUCUAACCCCAUCUCACCCCAUCCUCACCCCCACCUCACCCCCUCAUCUACCCCCAACUCACACCCUCAUCCCCACCCCCACCUCACCCCCUCCUCACCCCCAACUCACACCCACCUCACCCCUCCUCACCCCCAGCGAGGUGACAUUCCUCAGCCUUGGAUCCAGUUUCUGUGUUUGAGGCUCACGGCUGAACUCCUUGUCCUGGUGACGCCGUACAUUAGCUACAGUAGCAGCCUGUCCUGGUCUGUGCUGACGCCGUACAUUAGCUACAGUAGCAGUCUGUCCUGGUCUGUGCUGACGCCGUACAUUAGCUACAGUAGCAGCCUGUCCCGGUCCGUGCUGACGCCGUACAUUAGCUACAGUAGGAGUCUGUCCUGGUCUGUGCUGACGCCGUACAUUAGCUACAGUAGCAGCCUGUCCUGGUCCGUGCUGACGCCGUACAUUAGCUACAGUAGGAGUCUGUCCUGGUCUGUGCUGACGCCGUACAUUAGCUACAGUAGCAGCCUGUCCUGGUCCGUGCUGACGCCGUACAUUAGCUACAGUAGGAGUCUGUCCUGGUCUGUGCUGACGCCGUACAUUAGCUACAGUAGCAGCCUGUCCUGGUCCGUGCUGACGCCGUACAUUAGCUACAGUAGCAGUCUGUCCCGGUCCGUGCUGACGCCGUACAUUAGCUACAGUAGCAGCCUGUCCUGGUCUGUGCUGACGCCGUACAUUAGCUACAGUAGCAGCCUGUCCUGGUCUGUGCUGACGCCGUACAUUAGCUACAGUAGGAGUCUGUCCUGGUCUGUGCUGACGCCGUACAUUAGCUACAGUAGCAGCCUGUCCUGGUCCGUGCUGACGCCCUACAGUAGCAGUCUGUCCUGGUCUGUGCUGACGCCGUACAUUAGCUACAGUAGCAGCCUGUCCUGGUCCGUGCUGACGCCGUACAUUAGCUACAGUAGGAGUCUGUCCUGGUCUGUGCUGACGCCGUACAUUAGCUACAGUAGCAGUCUGUCCUGGUCUGUGCUGACGCCGUACAUUAGCUACAGUAGCAGUCUGUCCUGGUCUGUGCUGACGCCGUACAUUAGCUACAGUAGCGGUCUGUCCCGGUCCGUGCUGACGCCGUACAUUAGCUACAGUAGGAGUCUGUCCCGGUCCGUGCUGACGCCGUACAUUAGCUACAGUAGGAGUCUGUCCCGGUCCGUGCUGACGCCGUACAUUAGCUACAGUAGCGGUCUGUCCCGGUCCGUGCUGACGCCGUACAUUAGCUACAGUAGGAGUCUGUCCUGGUCCGUGCUGACGCCGUACAUUAGCUACAGUAGCGGUCUGUCCUGGUCCGUGCUGACACCGUACAUUAGCUACAGUAGGAGUCUGUCCUGGUCCGUGCUGAUGCCGUACAUUAGCUACAAUAGCAGUCUGUCCUGGUCUGUGCUGACGCCGUACAUUAGCUACAGUAGCGGUCUGUCCUGGUCCGUGCUGAUGCCGUACAUUAGCUACAGUAGAAGUCUGUCCUGGUCUGUGCUGACGCCGUACAUUAGCUACAGUAGCAGUCUGUCCUGGUCUGUGCUGACGCCGUACAUUAGCUACAGUAGCAGUCUGUCCUGGUCUGUGCUGACGCCGUACAUUAGCUACAGUAGCAGUCUGUCCUGGUCUGUGCUGACGCCGUACAUUAGCUACAGUAGCAGCCUGUCCUGGUCCGUGCUGACGCCGUACAUUAGCUACAGUAGCAGUCUGUCCUGGUCUGUGCUGACGCCGUACAUUAGCUACAGUAGCAGCCUGUCCUGGUCCGUGCUGACGCCGUACAUUAGCUACAGUAGGAGUCUGUCCUGGUCUGUGCUGACGCCGUACAUUAGCUACAGUAGCAGCCUGUCCUGGUCCGUGCUGACGCCGUACAUUAGCUACAGUAGCAGCCUGUCCUGGUCCGUGCUGACGCCGUACAUUAGCUACAGUAGCAGUCUGUCCUGGUCUGUGCUGACGCCGUACAUUAGCUACAGUAGGAGUCUGUCCUGGUCCGUGCUGACGCCGUACAUUAGCUACAGUAGGAGUCUGUCCUGGUCUGUGCUGACGCCGUACAUUAGCUACAGUAGGAGUCUGUCCUGGUCCGUGCUGACGCCGUACAUUAGCUACAGUAGCAGCCUGUCCUGGUCCGUGCUGACGCCGUACAUUAGCUACAGUAGGAGUCUGUCCUGGGUCGGCUCUGGCGGAAGGCGGACACAAACCUGGGAGUGUAUUUUGGAAAAUCUGAAAAGGUUCUUUGAGGGAGUUUAA
Messenger RNA from Knipowitschia caucasica, 2550 nucleotides. NCBI's taxonomy places the organism in Eukaryota, Metazoa, Chordata, Actinopteri, Gobiiformes, Gobiidae. The record is from the annotation of a GenBank genome assembly.